AUGUCAAAACAUAGAAUUUCCUAUUUUUAUGAUGAAGAAAUAGGAAAUUUUUAUUAUGACGAAGGACACCCAAUGAAGCCAAUUCGAGUUCGUAUGACACACGAACUUGUUCUCGCUUACGGAUUACAUGAACACUUAGAAAUUUUUCGACCAAGGCACGCCACACCACAAGAAAUGAUGAAAUUUCAUUCUCUAGACUAUAUCAACUUUUUAAGAACAACAAAUCCGCAUAAUGUUUCAUCUCAUCCAGUAAGUGAAUUAAAAAGAUUCAAUAUAGGAGACGAUUGUCCGAUUUUCGAGAACAUUUUUGAAUACUGUCAAAUAUCUGCUGGUGGAAGUAUCUGCGCCGCCCAAAGAUUAAAUUCCGGAUUAUGCCAUAUCGCAAUCAAUUGGGCAGGUGGUCUCCAUCAUGCUGCGAAAGAUCAUCCUAGUGGAUUUUGCUAUAUCGCAGAUUGCGUUCUAGGAAUUAUCGAAUUAUUAAAAUAUCAUCCACGCGUAAUGUACAUUGAUAUCGAUAUACAUCACGGAGAUGGUGUUGAAGAAGCAUUUUACAACUCAGAUCGCGUUCUUACAUGCUCUUUCCAUAAAUUUUCGAGAGAUUUUUUCCCAGGCACUGGCCACAUUUAUGAUGUUGGCAUUGAUGUUGGAAAAUACUACGCAGUUAAUGUCCCUCUACAAGAUGGAAUAACUGAUUCAGCUUACGAGAAAAUUUUCAAACCGAUAAUUAAACAUUUAAUCGAAUGGUUCAGGCCAGGAGCCAUUUUACUACAAUGUGGAGCCGAUUCUCUCGUUGGAGAUCGUCUUGGCUUCUUCAAUCUUUCAACAAAAGGCCAUGGAGAAUGUGUAUCUUACGUAAAAUCGUUUGGAAUACCUCUUUUGGUUUGUGGAGGUGGUGGAUACACUAAGGAAUCUGUUGCAAGAUGUUGGGCAUACGAAACAUCCCUUCUUUGUGGUGUUGACGUCGGAAAUAAUCUUCCUGAAACAGAUUACAGUCCAUUCUUAGUCAAACAGUGUCCAAACCUCCAUUUAACACCUGAUCCAAGAAUGAGGAACAAGAAUUCCGAUGAAUACUUGGAUGGAAUCUACAAAAUAAUUGUUGAGAACUUGAGACACCUUCCUGGAGCUCCUUCAGUACAAAUGCAGGAACUUCCUCCAAGAGCUGCUGUUCUAAAGCCACAAAAGGUGUCAACAGCUCCAAAAAAGUUUUCUGAGCUGCUCUGCCAGAAAUUGAACUUAAAUGACGAAAAUGAUGAUGAAGAAGAGGAAGAAUACGUUUAA
This is a messenger RNA of Trichomonas vaginalis G3, 1278 nucleotides long. Its product is annotated as histone deacetylase class I, eukaryotic type family. Gene Ontology annotation, molecular function: histone deacetylase activity. The record is from RefSeq and is a predicted model, not a curated record. NCBI's taxonomy places the organism in Eukaryota, Parabasalia, Trichomonadida, Trichomonadidae. The coding region runs from base 1 to 1278 and encodes 425 amino acids. The transcript has a single exon.